Marasmius oreades (fairy-ring Marasmius) is the source of this 652-nucleotide messenger RNA. RefSeq lists its product as uncharacterized. The record is from RefSeq and is a predicted model, not a curated record. Bases 202 to 411 code for a protein of 69 amino acids. Lineage: Eukaryota; Fungi; Basidiomycota; Agaricomycetes; Agaricales; Marasmiaceae. The transcript is spliced from 3 exons.
CAACUUCGUUCCUGAUUGCAUGCUUGAAAAGACAAUGACUUGUCUGCAAGAUCAACCCACUCUGAUUUAUACCCCCAACAACUUUAUACCCUACUACGCUCAGCAGGCUCGAGCACCAACUAAAUUCUUUCCUUAUUCCUCGACUUCUCUUGAGCAUCAAUUACAACACCCUCAACUGUACUACAAUCAUCGCAUCUAGUUAUGUCUAUCACCGUUUUCCGCUCUUCCUCUCCCGACUCUGAAAAUCAGUCCUACCUCAUCCGAACAUCCUAUGCCAGGCGUAUUGAACGUGGAAUCGUUCGCGCAUGGAAGACGAUGACUAUCGCUACACGCAAAUCGCAACGUGCCUCUUUCGUCCCAAAUGGUUUCGUGAUGGUUAACAAAAGGCGAAGCAUCAUGCCCGCCUAUUGAAAGUUGCGCGGUAUCGCGAACUCUGAAUGUGGACCUGGUGGAUCGGAAGUCGUGGUCGUUAUGUUUCAGAAUAUGCACUGAAGUUUAUGGUUUAAUUGACGAAUGGGACUUGCCAGGGAUUUUUGUAUACUUCGGACACGAGCGAUCAUGCCUGUACACUGCUGUCGGUAGAUUUCGUUUGAUUUACACAUAAAUAAAUCGGUGUACGAAGAAACUGCAUUCUUAUAUGCGUGCAGUCACC